Molecule: messenger RNA, 5323 nt
Organism: Tupaia belangeri chinensis (Chinese tree shrew)
Lineage: Eukaryota; Metazoa; Chordata; Mammalia; Scandentia; Tupaiidae
Gene: PPRC1
Product: PPARG related coactivator 1
Exons: 15
Coding region: 54-5039 (1661 amino acids)
Biological process (GO): positive regulation of transcription by RNA polymerase II
Cellular component (GO): nucleus
Molecular function (GO): transcription factor binding; RNA binding
Source: RefSeq, a predicted model, not a curated record
CUGGGCGAGGCGGCGCCGGCGAUCAGAGCAGCGCUGGGCGUUUAGGGGCCAAGAUGGCGGCGCGCCGGGGACGGAGAGACGGAGUCGCGCCGCCCCCGAGUGGGGGCCCGGGUCCGGACCCGGGCGGGAGAGUCCGAGGCAGCGGUUGGGGUAGUCGGAGCCAAGCGCCGUAUGGGACUGUGGGCUCUGUGAGCGGCGGGGGGCAGGUGCUGCUGCAUGAGCAGGGGGAUGAUUCUGGUUUUGUGAGUCUGUCUCGGCUGGGCCCCUCUCUGCGGGACAAGGACCUAGAAAUGGAGGAGCUGAUGCUGCAGGAUGAGACGUUGCUGGGGACCAUGCAGAGCUACAUGGAUGCCUCCCUCAUCUCACUCAUUGAAGAUUUUGGGAGCCUUGGAGAGAGCAGGUUAUCUCUGGAGGACCAGAAUGAAGUGUCGCUGCUCACAGCUCUGACGGAGAUCUUGGACAAUGCAGAUUCUGAGAACCUCUCUCCGUUUGACAGCAUCCCUGAUUCGGAGCUGCUUGUGUCACCUCGGGAAGGCUCAUCUCUGCACAAACUGCUCAGUCUUUCUCGGACACCCCCAGACCGUGACCUCAUCACCCCGGUUGACCCACUGGGGCCCAGCACAGGCAGUGCUAGACAGGUUGAGAUGUCUCUCGCGGAUCCCCCUUGGGACUUCUCCCCACCAUCCUUCUUGGAGACAUCUUCCCCUCGUCUUCCUAGCUGGAGACCCUCAAGAUCAAGACCACGCUGGGGUCAAUCCCCUCCUCCCCAGCAGCGCAGUGAUGGAGAAGAGGAGGAGGAGGCAGCCAACUUUAGCGGCCAGAUGCUGGCUGGGGAUCUUGACAGCUCUGUGAGCAGCAUCUCAGACUUCCCUAUGCACCUGUCCUCCCCCGAGGAGGAAGAUAAGGUACCAGCAGCAGUGACGUCCGUUCCAGCAGCUGGCGAUGAGAGCAUCUCCUCCCUGAGCGAACUGGUGCGGGCCAUGCACCCGUACUGCCUGCCCAAUCUUGCUCACCUAGCAUCACUUGAGGAGGAGCUUCAGGAGCAGCCAGAUGAUCUGACACUGCCUGAUGGUUGUGUGGUGCUGGAGAUUGUGGGCCAGGCGGCCACAGCAGGUGAUGACCUGGAGAUCCCAGUUGUGGUGCGGCAGAUCCCUACUGGACCUCAGCCUGUGCUCCUGGGUGACUCACUAGAGGCUAGUCCUGCCUUGCAGUUGCUCAUGCCCACGCUGGAGUCAGAGAGGGAGGAAGCUGUGCCCAAGAUAGCCCUCUGCCCUGAGAAGGAGGGAUUGCCAUUGGACUCGGAAGAAAACCUGGACUCGGCCUGCUUAUUGGACCCCAGCAAGGGCACAAAGUCAGUGAUGCCCAAGGAGCCUCAGAACCCACCUAGGAAUGCAGUGCUGGGAUCCCAGAAAGCUCGAAAGGGUAGGAAGAAGAAGAACCAAGAGGAAAGCUAUGCCAGGAGGCUGAGGUCAUCUUCUCGUGGGCAGUCUACCAUGGAUACAGAAGUGACCCAGUGCCAGUCAGCCUCUCAGACAGGCAACUUGCAGAAACAGCCUCAGGAGGAAUUUCAAAGAGAGGUCAGGCCUCCCCCGGGUAGGGGGAAGCCCCGGGCCUGGGUUCGGGCUUGGGCAGCUGCCUUGGAAAAGCCUAGCUCUGGGAAUUUGGAGCAAAGUGCUAGACAAGGUAGUCCUACUAAAGAAGAUCCUCUAGAUCUUUACCCCAAGCUGGUUGACAAUAUCCAAGCCAACACCGCUCCAGCCCAUCUCUCAUUGGCUGACACUGCUGCAGCCAGCACCAUGCCAGUUGACCCUGUUGAAGCUGACCCUGCUGCGGUUGAUCCUGUUUCUGCUGACCCUGUGCCUGGUGACCCUGUGUUGGUUGACCUUGCUUCAGACAGCUCAGAGCUGGUUGACACUCUUCCAGCUAAGCCAGUGCUGAUGGCCCCACUCCUGGGUGAUUCGGCAGCCAUCGAACCUGCAGUGGUUGUUCCCAUCUCAAAUAACUUGGCACCCGUUGACACUGUCCCGGUUGACCCAGUGCCAGUUGACCAUGUAUCUGACGACUUGGCUCCAGUUGAGCCCGUGCUAGUUAAGUCCAGACCAACUGAUCCCAGACGUGCAGCGUCAUCAGCCCAGGGGAGUCCAGCUCCCCAGCUCCUGGAGUCAGAGUCCUUGGGCCCCUCAAAGGCUAUCGUACCUGAAGUCAAGGAGAUUGUGGGUUCUCUGAAGGUGGAACGUGGUACUAAUGUCACAACCCAGGAAGCCAGACCUCGGCCUCUUAGCUUAUCUGAGUACCGGCGACGAAGGCAGCAACGCCAAGCAGAGGCAGAAGAGAGGAGUUCCCAGCCUCCAGCUGGGAAGUGGCCCAGCCUCCCAGAGACCCCGAAAGAGCUGGCCGACAUCCCUUGCCUUGUUAUUCCACCAGCCCUAGACAAGAAGACAACUCUACAGAAAAGCCAUGAAGCUCCUCCUGAAGCUUGCUGUGUGCCUGUGGGUCCUAGCCCUGUCUCUCCUAGUCCUGAGCCACCUGCAAACAAACCUAAAGCUUUGACACCUGAGCAGGUGCCAUCCCAAGAGAUGCCACUGCCAGCAAAACCUCCCCCUCCUGUGCAGUCCACAUCCCCUGUUGGGCCCAUGCCUCCUACAAUGCCCACACCUUUGCCUUUUCCCCCAGGAGGGCCGGCCAUUCCCUCCAUACUGCCCCUUUCUUCAAGUGGUCAAGGGGUUCCCAGUCUGCCCCAACCUCCUUUGCAGCCUCCUAGUCUUCCAGUGUCUAUGGGGCCAGUACCACCAGAUCCGUAUACUCACUAUGCCCCUGUCCCACCCUGGCCUUGUUAUCCCCCUGUGUCUCCUUCUGGCUAUCCUUGCCUGCCCCCUCCUCCAACUGUGCCCCUCGUGUCUGGUACUCCUGGCUCCUAUGCUUGCAAUGUGCCUUGGGUACCCCCUCCUGCCCCAGUCUCACCUUACAGCUCCAACUGUACCUAUGGGCCCUUGGGGUGGGGCCCAGGGCCACAGCAUCCUCCAUUCUGGCCUACUGUUCCCCCACCACCUUUGCCACCAGCCUCUGUUGGGAGAGCUCUUCCCCAAUCCAAGACGGAGCCUAGUGGCCUUACAGCUGGCCCUCCUGAAAAUGUACUUCCUUUGCCAGUGGCUCCUCCUCUUAGUCUUGGGCCAGCUGGCCAUGGAGCUCCACAGAUAGAGCCCACCAAGGUGGAGGUCAAACCAGUGCCUGCAUCUCACCAUCUGAAACACAAGGCCUCCUCCCCAGUGCAGAACCCCCAGAUCAAGGCUCCACCAUGUCUGUCUGCUGAGGGUGUAGGUGUUGAGGAGCCUGCCUCAGAGAGGUUAAAGCCUGAGACCCAGGAGACCAGGCCCAGGGAGAAGCCCCUGUCUCCUGCUACAAAGGCUGCUUCCACAGUAAGGCAGAGCAUUGUCCCCAAGCUACCUGCUAUUCACCCAGCCCGACUAAGGAAGCUGUCCUUCCUGCCUGCCCCACGUACCCAGGGUCCUGAAGAUGUGGUACAGGCUUUCAUCAGUGAGAUUGGAAUUGAAGCAUCGGACCUGUCCAGUCUGCUGGAGCAGUUUGAAAAGUCAGAAGCCAAAAAGGAGUGUCCUCCUCCGGCCCCUGCUGACAGCUUGGCUGUAGGAAACUCAGGCAGCGUUGAUACUCCCCAGGAGAAGAGGCCCCUAGACCGGUUACAAGCCCCUGAGCUGGCCAACGUGGCAGGGCUCACCCCUCCAGCCACCCCUCCCCACCAGUUAUGGAAGCCCCUGGCUGCUGUCUCACUGCUGGCCAAAGCCAAAUCUCCUAAGUCCACCGCCCAGGAGGGAACCCUGAAGCCUGAAGGAGUUACAGAGGCCAAACAUCCAACUGCAGCCCGCCUCCAAGAAGGGGUCCAUGGCCCUAAUCCAGUCCAUGUGGGCUCUGGGGACCAUGACUAUUGUGUCCGGAGCAGGACCCCCCCAAAAAAGAUGCCUGCCCUAGUCAUUCCAGAGGUGGGCUCCCGCUGGAACGUCAAGCGCCAUCAGGACAUCACCAUCAAACCUGUUUUGUCCCUGGGCUCAGCCGCCCCUCUUCCCCCAUAUACAGCUGCCUCCCAGGAGCCACUUGAUCACAGGACUAGCGAUGAGCAGGCAGACCCCGCAGCUCCUUGCCUUGCCCCAUCCACCUUGCUGUCCCCUGAAGCCUCGCCCUGCCAUAAUGACAUGAACACUAGGCUCCCCUCUGAGCCCUCAGCCAAGCAGCGGUCAAUGCGCUGUUACCGAAAAGCCUGCAGGUCAGCCAGCCCCCCAAGCCGGGGCUGGCAAGGCCACCGUGGCCGCAGCAGCCGUUCUGUCAGCUCUGGGUCCAACCGGACCAGCGAAGCAUCUUCCUCAUCCUCAUCGUCGUCUUCCUCAUCCCGAUCCCGGUCCAGGUCCCUCUCCCCCCCACACAAGAGGUGGCGAAGGUCUAGCUGCAGUUCUUCUGGACGUUCCCGAAGAUGCUCUUCCUCGUCUUCAUCAUCUUCCUCCUCGUCUUCCUCAUCUUCAUCAUCCAGUUCAAGAAGCCGUUCUCGCUCCCCCUCCCCCCGCCGGAGAAGUGACAGGAGGCGGCGGUACAGCUCUUACCGUACACAUGAUCAUUACCAAAGGCAGAGAGUGCUGCAGAAGGAGCGUGCAAUAGAAGAGAGAAGGGUGGUCUUCAUUGGGAAGAUACCUGGUCGCAUGACUCGGUCAGAACUGAAACAGAGGUUCUCUGUUUUUGGAGAGAUUGAGGAGUGUACCAUCCACUUCCGUGUCCAAGGUGACAACUAUGGCUUCGUCACUUACCGCUAUGCUGAGGAGGCAUUUGCAGCCAUUGAGAGUGGCCACAAGCUGCGGCAGGCAGAUGAGCAGCCCUUUGAUCUUUGCUUUGGAGGCCGCAGGCAGUUCUGCAAGAGGAGCUAUUCUGAUCUUGACUCCAACCGGGAAGACUUUGAUCCUGCUCCUGUAAAGAGCAAAUUUGAUUCUCUUGACUUUGACACAUUGUUGAAACAGGCCCAGAAGAACCUCCGGAGGUAACCUUGGGCCCACCCCACCCCCUUCCUUUGGAGGUGCCCAACCUCCCCCACCCCCCUCCCCCACAAUAGGGGAGAGAGCUGCUAGUGAGAAGAUGACUGUUUUAUAAAGAAAUGGAAAAAAGUGAAAUAAAAAAUGUGUUAAAUCAGAUUUUUUAAAGGGGUAUUUUUUUUAUAAUAGGUAUUGAAACAAGUUAACUUGCAUUGCUAUGUAAGAUGGUUUGGGCUGAGGGUUCUCCGGGUGUUUGGAACAUCUAAGUUACUAUGCAUACUAAUAAACACAAACUA